CGCGGCAGCUCCGGCGGAGCGGCCAGCCAGUUGUCACACGACAGCCGAGCGAGAAAGACGCGGCCUGAACGACCUGCGUGUUCUCAAAACUUUACGCGACUAACAACUGCAGUAUAUUAAAAACAUUUGACUGAGAGUGUUCAGUUGCAAGUUAAAGUGUUGUGAUAGUGAUGACAUUGUCUCGGAAUAUUCGGUUCUCAUGUCUCCUGGACAAGCUUUGAUGUCAGGGAUGGAUGUGAGAGACCGACUAGUGGAGGAGAUUGUACUCCUAGCGCUGUUCCUGGUGUCAACUGCGGCCAACUCGUUGGCUUUACUUGUUUUCUGCCGUCGACCGGGACUUAGAACUAUAUCAAAUCGGUUCGUCAUCAAUCUACUUGCGACGAAUCUUUUGACGACCUCACUGCUGGCGCCCGCGCUGUUUGGCGAGCACUCUGCGCAGGAGGACAUCCAGUCGUGGGUGGAGGCGGGAGACGCGGCGGCGGCCGCAUGCAGCCUCUCCUCACUGCUGUCCAUCAUGCUGAUAGCACUGGACCAGCACCACGCCGUCACCGACCCGCUGCGCUGCCACACCCGGCUGCUGCAGCGCCGGCCGGCCGCGCUAUGCGCUGGGACCUGGCUCGCAGCCGCUUGCGCAGCUGCUAUCCGCGCAGCCAUCGCCGUGGUGCGCCACUUGUGCCCGCUCGAGCCCGUUGUGCAGGGAGUCGAGCUGGCCUACUACGUCGUGUACUUAAUACUAGGAGUAAUUACACCAAUCGCCAUCGUGUGCUUCAUGUAUGCGAGAAUAUACCGCGCGGCGCGCUCAUCUGGCCUCCGUGCGCGAGCACAUGGUGCCAGCGCGCUGCAACUACACGAACCUCCCACGAUCCUACCCGAUCUUGCUGAGGAGGGAGAGGGACUGACCCUCAAAAUUGACGGGCCUGAGUGCUCCGUAACCGUAGAAAGCGAGAGGAAAUUCGGGCCAUUCCUAUUACCACCCGAACGACCAGUGCGAUGCCCAUCCGUUGCCAGUCUACGCAAUUCCCGUAAGGAAGGAAAGUCUAACGAGGAUCUGAGGAAGGGGCUGCCAGCUGUCAGCUCAGCACCUUCACUAGCGGCUCCAUUGUUAGCCGUACAACAGCGCACGCCGCAGCCUAGUCAUAGUGGGUCCAGAAUCACAUCAAUUAGGUGUCGCAUAUCAAACGCGUCACUGUUUAGAUAUAGAGAAGAAUCUCGGGCGGCCCGUGUUGGGCUGCUGACGGGUGCCCUGGUGAUGCUGCACGUGCCGCACGCAGUGGCCGCCGUGAUGUCGGCAGUGAUGCCAGGAUUGGCGGACUGCGCGCGCACUCCUUCGCUGGCGCUGUUAUUACUAGCGUCAGCGUUGUCACCGUUCCUAUUCGCGCUGCGCUCACGGCGCGUACAAAGAGAAGCGCGCAGAUUACUUCUGCCGGAAAAAAGUGCUUGGGAAAGAGCGUCAGGGGUCGCGUCUGCGGCGGCGGUGGACGGGCAGCGCGCACGGGCUGCUCUCGAGCUGCUGCGCACACUGUCCCCGGGCAGCAGCGCGCCCGAGUCGGGCACCAGCAGCAGUGGGGAGGCGUGCCGCGGCUCGUUCAGCUCGGGCGGCAGCACGCAGCUGUCGUCCGCGUCGGACGAGUGACCGGCACUCCGCGCGCCCGCGCUGCUCCCGUCGCGGGUGCGCUUCGCUCCGCGUCCCACCGCUCUACUCAUCUGUGAUACUAGGCUAAGCCGCAACGCGCUCGGCGCGACCGUUAGACUGAUUUAGUAUUAAGUUAAUUUAUUGUGUCCACGUACCUUUCCGCUGAGCGGAGCCAAUUUUUAUUACCUGAUAAAAUAUAAGAAAAUAAAAU
Spodoptera litura is the source of this 1844-nucleotide messenger RNA. RefSeq lists its product as uncharacterized. Gene Ontology annotation, molecular function: G protein-coupled receptor activity. The record is from RefSeq and is a predicted model, not a curated record. Gene Ontology annotation, biological process: G protein-coupled receptor signaling pathway. Lineage: Eukaryota; Metazoa; Arthropoda; Insecta; Lepidoptera; Noctuidae. Gene Ontology annotation, cellular component: membrane.